Molecule: messenger RNA, 1773 nt
Organism: Tetrahymena thermophila SB210
Lineage: Eukaryota; Ciliophora; Oligohymenophorea; Hymenostomatida; Tetrahymenidae
Product: TLD domain protein
Exons: 9
Source: RefSeq, a predicted model, not a curated record
AUGGGAUUAUGUCUCGGCAAGUUAGCUAAAGCAAACAAGUCGUCUGAAUAUGAAAAAAAAUAAUAGGAGAUUUAAAAGUAGCUUCAAUUAAGUAAAGAUUUCUCUUUAGUUAUUGGAAAGGGAAGCCAAUUUUCUGAUUAAGAUUAUUUUUACAAUUACGAUAAUUGGUAUGAAAAAGAUCAUUACAAAGGAGAACUUUUAUUUUCAAAGAAUUUAUUCAUAAAACUCUAUUAAAAUUAUGCAUAAUUGUAGCAAACAUACUCCAAAAAUUUUAUUGAUAUAAUCCUUGAAUCAAACCCAUAAGCUAUCUCUAGCAGCAAUGAGAGAGGAUUCAGUAAUAACAUUAUGUUCAAACUAAGAUAUUUGGUGAGAAGAGGAAGUAAUGUCGGGCUUAUAAGAAGAUUAAUUAAAAAUAAAUUCAGAUUAGAAUGGAAUAGCUUUGAACAAAAAUAUGAGAUAAUGAAAACUGUUGUGUUUGAACACAGUAGUUCAUCUGACGUACGUUUGGUACCAACAUUUAGCUAGCACAGUGUUUAAUAAUUGCUUUAAGUACACUGCUUGAAUAAAGCAGGUGAAUCUUCUUUAAAGCGCAUAUUGUGGGUAAUUAGAGAGAAUUAUCCAAAAUUAGAUUACAAUCCUAUGAUUAUAUAAGUCUGCGCUAUUUGCUUAAUAUUCUUUAAUGAAUAUGAAACAUACCUUUUGCUUAAAACUAUGAUAGAUGACAGCUUUUAAAAGUUAGAUGAAAAAAAGUAAAUUAACUAAGAAGUCAUGAAAGAUUUAAGAUGGUACUUCACAACAUCAUAUGGAGAUUAUAAAAAAAACGCAAAGCUCUUUUUUGAUGUAGCUUGCCAAAGAAGCUCUGGUUUUAAGGAAAUAAUAGAAUUCUUAGAUUCUAAAAAUUUUGAUUAUAUCUAGUAAUUCAUAGAUUGGACAACCCAUUUUUUCCUAAACAUUCUUCGCUUUUCAACUGUCUUGAGAAUAUGGACUAUUUAUUUGAAUGAAGGAAUCCGUACAUUAUAUAAAAUAACCUUUGGUAUUUGGAUGACUGUGAAAGAUUAAGUCAAAUAAAUGUAAACAAGUGAUGAAAUUAAAGAGUUUCUGAAAACCUGCAAAAUCGAUAAGACUAUCGAAGAAACAGACUAACUUUUUGUGACUGCCUACUACUUGAAAAUAAAAAAAAUAAAUAAAUUUUUCAGAGAAAUAUUAUCUUCUUAAAACUCGCCUCAAAUGAAAAUCAUUUAUAGACCUAGAACUAAAGAAAAAUCAUAAAUAAUCACAUACUAGCAUUUUGAAGCAAUAUGGGAUUGGAUUCCAAGUUAAUUUAAAAUCUCAAAUCCUACUUUGAUAUAUUCUACUUUUAAAGAUGGAUACUCGUUUAAUACUUUAUACUUAAAGGGUGCUUAACAUAUCAACAGCCCAAUGCUCUUAUUACUCAAAACCCCUGAUCAAUAAAAAUUCGGUGUUUUUAGUGAGACCAUGAUAAGAAUCGGUCACGGUGAUAAUUUCUAUGGAACAGAGGAUAUAUUUUUAUUUUGCUUAGAGCCAAAAGAAGUAGUUUUUAUGCCUACUGGCACAAACUAGCACUACAUCUAAUCGACUCGCUAGAAAAUAACUUUUGGCUCUGGAUCUGAUGGUCCUGGUUUAACUAUUAAUGAAAAUUUAAAUGGAUAGAGUUCUGUGUCAGAUACAUUCGAUAACUUGCCUUUGCAUGGAAAUUUUAAAGAUAAAAAUUUCAAAAUUAUGAGCAUAGAACUCUACUAUCUUAGUAGUUGA